This is a messenger RNA of Suricata suricatta (meerkat), 3613 nucleotides long. RefSeq names its product transmembrane protein 232 (gene TMEM232). The record is from RefSeq and is a predicted model, not a curated record. The transcript is spliced from 16 exons. The coding region runs from base 1171 to 3171 and encodes 666 amino acids. NCBI's taxonomy places the organism in Eukaryota, Metazoa, Chordata, Mammalia, Carnivora, Herpestidae.
CCGCCACUCCACCCACCCCUGCCUUGCUCCUCACCGCUGCUCUGUCCCUGCACGCCGCCGCUGCCGCCGCUGCCGCCGCCGGGAAACGGUUCUUCCGCGGGGCCCUCGAGCGGGGUGGAGGGGGCGGGCACGCCGUAGGGCGGGCUCUUCUCACCCCAGUGCAGGUUGCGGCUACCGGGGAUGUCUGGGGGAGUGGUCACCCAAUGGCUCAGGUCCGACCCGGAGCCGAAGGACCUUGCAGGGAAAGCGCCGCCAAAGCCCUGCUCAUCUCGGGCACCGCCUCGAUAGCCCAAGCCAUCGAAUCCGUCAGGGCGCCGCGGGUGCAUUGCAGACGGGGCAGGAUGAGGCGAGCCCCUUGGGAGCCCACCACCACUAGGGCCACCACGACGUCCGGCCACACGGCUUCUUCGUCGCCGGCGCCGCGUCGGGGGAAAUCUGACAACCGGAAGUCACUUUGCAAACCCGGAAGUUUGGGGAACACGUGAUCUUAGCCUUUUCCGGUGGUCUGGAGAGGAACGGUUGCUAGGGAGACGUGGCCGCAACCUGGCGCCAAGACUUGAAACUGUCGCUGUUUGGGGGCGGUGGGGCGAUGACUGUGGGUUAUUGGUACACGUACAGAGAUGCCUUAAAGGAAUUGGAGUGGGAGGACGGCCUGGAUGAGCGGAAGUCGAAUAAAGACGUUUGUUUUAUCGAAGGACCACCGCGUCGUUGGAGCUGACUCCCUGAGAUUCCAGCCAGAAAUGCCCUGCUGCACCCCAUGGCCUCAGAUCUAGGUCUUUUCUUUUCCUUAUUGGUCUAGUGCCUCACCCGCUGCAAGACAGCUCUUGGAGGUUUCAGUUUCCUGCACUUUUCAUUUUCCCACAGUAAACUGCAGGCCUGAAGCAGAUGAUCCUCCUUCACAAGGAUACUCAGAAGACCAAUAGUUGCCUAAUGCUACGUCACAACGCCUACGUCAUUUAUAUCACUUUAUCUCAUCAUUUAGGCAUUUAUCAUCUCAUAUCCUCCCAAAAGGAAGUGAGAAUCUGUGCCAAGUUGCAGAUGAACUGCGAAGCGCUCAGACAGCUUGCUGGAGCCCUUGUAAGAGCUGAAACAUAUCUCUCCAAUGUGAAAACAUUUUUUAUUUUGCUGCCCCACAUAAAUCUUUAGAUUUAAGGUAUAUGAUCUGUGAAGAUGCCUGUCAAUAAAUCACCCAUGAUUAAUAAAUUAGGAGUGAUAUCUUCCUCUUAUCAUGAAAAACUCUUAAGGUUGAAUUUACAAAAUUUAAGGGAAGAAAGGAGUAAUAAAUCAAAGCCAUCAUUUUCUAUCACAAAAGAAUUCAUCUUGAGAUUUAAUCAAACAAAAAAUCCAAAAGAGAAGGAAGAAUUGUUGGACCUAGCUAGAAAAAACAUUUUCAGAUGUAAGAGAAAAUUGGGUCUCAAAACCUUGGGCUCUGGGAAGCAUGUUCAUCUCCCUACGGCAUGGGUGGAGGUAAUCUACCUGGCUCAAUGCAAGGGAGAAAUCCAAGAUGAAGCUUUAAAUAUGCUUUAUGCUUCCCUGGACCAUGCUUCCUUUGAUUAUGAUCAUCUGCCUGCAUUAUUUUUUGUUGCGGAAUCAGUUUUAUAUAGACUCUGUUGUGAUGCAUUCCAAAAGGCAUACUUAUAUUCAGUUGAAAUAAAGCUGAUAAAGAUUGGCUAUUUGGUCUUUUUACGACUUUUUAUAUAUUUCCUGCAUGGUCACCUAGGAAGCUUUAAACAACAUUUACUUAGGCUUCAACCAUAUUUAUACGCACUUUCUUUCUCUGGAGGGUCAUAUUGCAACUAUCCAAACAUCUUGUCAAAUACUCAAUUCAUUCAGAAAACCAUGGAAAUAAUAUGUAAAAGAGAACUCCCUUCUGGAUCAAAUUUUAGCCCUGUAGAAAAAAAGGAAACCAGUAAGAACAUAGAUUCGGAUAUGGAACAUUUGCGAAUUAAUCAGGAAGGACUUGAAGUUAACCACCUGCUCUGGCACUGUGUGGCUGCCUGGUCAUGUGUUCAGAAGAAUAGUCCUCAGUUGAAUAAGGUGCUUGAACAUCUCAUCUUUCAUAAAAUGCAGCUUCAAAAGAAAUGCUGGUUGGAUUCAACACUGGCUUUGUUGGUCCUUGGAGAGGCUGCCAAAUUAAAUAUGGCCUGCUUGAAAGCUUUAAUGGAAUUAAUGAGAGAUUUUCUUUUAAGCAUUAUGUCUGUUCAAAAUCAGGAAGAAAGCUGCAAGGUAGAUGAUACUUCCUCGGCCUGGAAUAUUGUCUGCAUAUACACAACAGUUCUUGCAGAAAUCUGCUUGUAUGCAGCCACUUCUAAUUUGAGAAAAACCGCUUUUAUUGGUUUCUGUGUCUGUACAAGCUCACAAAAAGACACUUUACUCAUGGAUAAAUCAGAAGAACCACCCGAAUUGAAGGAAACAAGUAUUUUAGGUCUUUUGGACUAUUUCUCUUCAAAAAUGUCAGAUAAUUGUGAUCAAGUCACAUGGAUUGGAUACUAUGGCAUAGUGUAUAACCUGGUGAAAAUGUUAUGGGAACUUCAGGGAGAUGAUGAGCAGGAUGGAUUCAGAAAUAAAAUAUGGCAAACAUUACAGAAAACAAAGGAUCAUGAGAAAGACAGUCGAAUCCAUAAUGCAGUAACUAUUGCUCAGGCUGAGUUAAAUGGCCCAACAGAUCCCUUCACUAAUUAUAGUGCGAAAGUCUCAUCAAAUGUAGGGGAUGAAAUUUUCUCUAAAUUCAUAGGAUGGAGAAUUGCCGCUGCGCUUUCCAAACUGUUCUUCCCCUCCACCGAAGCCUAUGCUCUUCCUUUGAAAAAACCAUUGCAAAAACGGGAUCAAAUGAAAUAUCUGAACACAAAGGAUUCCAUGAAGAGGAGGGUUGUACGUUUUACUCUAAGGGAACAUCCUUUCUCAGAACUUCCCCUGUUUUCUUAUCCGGAUUUCUUCACCAGAGCUGAUGAAGAGUUGGCACAAAUCAUUGACCAUCAUUGGCAGGAAGAGCUAAGGAUCCGACAGAAGGAAGAUGAAAUAUGUGAGGCCCAAGAACGUAAAGACAAAGAGUUAGAGGAAGAAAAACACUUCAGAGAAAUUAUGAAGAGAAGAGAAGAAAAACUACACAAGCAAACCAAACCCUACGAGCUUCCUCCUAGGACUGAAGUAAUUUCAUUAGAAAUAAAAUGACCCCCCCCCCCACCCAAAAUUGAAGUCCAAAAUGCCAGAAAUUCAUUGCAUGAAAGAGACUAUGAGAGUUAGAUGUUAGGAAACUUUCCUUCUAAUUAAUUGGAGGCCAUUUCUUAGGAGUUGUUAACCUGGUACAGACUCUUUAAUAGUUGUAUCUUAGUCCCAAAUUAGCUGCUCUUAAUCACAUUUGAGUGAACUGAUUUUACUAAACUUUUUCAAGAAUACAGCUAGAGCUUUUCCUAAUUGACUUUUUUUCUUGUGAUCAUACAGCAUAUUUAUUCAAUGGUUCUAGAGUAGUGAUUUUUCAGUGGACAGUCAGAGAUGAAAAGCAAUUUAUUGAAGAGUCACACUUAAGAAUUAUUUCUUGAAAAUAGAAUGAGCACCAACUGAUACUCCUAUAUUAACUAUUAUACAAAUAAAAGAAGUAAGGCACUUGCUUGGA